Pyrus x bretschneideri (Chinese white pear) is the source of this 662-nucleotide messenger RNA. Its product is annotated as U3 small nucleolar RNA-associated protein 20-like. Gene Ontology annotation, cellular component: membrane; 90S preribosome; nucleolus. The transcript is spliced from 2 exons. Gene Ontology annotation, molecular function: calcium channel activity. The coding region runs from base 222 to 647 and encodes 141 amino acids. NCBI's taxonomy places the organism in Eukaryota, Viridiplantae, Streptophyta, Magnoliopsida, Rosales, Rosaceae. Gene Ontology annotation, biological process: calcium ion transmembrane transport. The record is from RefSeq and is a predicted model, not a curated record.
GUUCUCAAAUGUAGUCAUGCCUGAGGUUGUUAACAGAACUUCUGCGCGGCACCAAAAUCACUCUUUCCUCCGAUCAGCUACAUCUGCUAAUUCAGCUUCCAUUGUUUGUUGAUCUUGAGAGCAAUCCCUCCUUUGUUGCUCUUUCACUUCUAAAGGCAAUUGUUAAUCGCAGGCUAGUUGUUCCUGAGAUAUAUGAUCUUGUAACAAGAGUUGCAAAUUUGAUGGUAACAAGUCAAGUAGAACCAAUUCGUCACAAGUGUAGCAAGAUUUUAUUGCAAUUCUUACUUGAAUAUCGUCUCUCUACAAAACGUUUGCAACAACAUUUGGAUUUUCUGCUGUCAAAUCUGAGGUAUGAGCAUUCAAGUGGAAGGAAAACUGUGCUUGAGAUGCUCCACACAAUUACUGUUAACUUUCCACAAAACGUUGUAGAUGAGCAGUCACAGACCUUUUUUGUCCAUUUGGUGAUUUGCUUGGCUAAUGAUCAAGAUAAUGAAGUUCGUUCCUUGGCUGGAGUUGCUAUAAAAUGUCUCAUUGGCUAUAUAAGCUCACAUUCAUUUCGUUCCAUUCUUGAGUACAGCCUAUCUUGGUAUUUGGGUGGGAAGCAGCAAUUAUGGAGCGCUGCAGCACAGGUAAAGUUUUCACAUUAACUUCUCAAAUUUAAA